AUGGCAACCACAAAAACACCAACCCUCCUCCAGGCCGUCGCUGAUGACCACAAUGAGAUGUACGAAUACUACGACCAAUACGUGAAGAACGCAGGGAACCCCGAGGCUCAAGGUCGCUGGGCUCGGCUUCUGACAUGGGAGGUCGCCCGUCAUGCCGUUGGCGAAGAGCUUGUCGUGUACCCGCUCAUGGAGAAACAUCUUGGUGCCGAAGGGAAACGCCUCGCCGACGGGGACCGUGCUGAUCACCAUGUCGUUAAAGAGCUCCUCCACAAGCUCGAGUCCAUUCAACCCGGCACACAAGAACACGCCAACGUCCUCAAGAAAGUGAUCGACCAUCUGCGUCCGCACAACGACUCCGAGGAGAACACCGACCUGCCUGCGCUCGAGAAAGCUAUCGGCGCAGAGGCCUCGCGGGAGGCGUCUGCGUCGUUCAAGCGCACAAAGAAGUUCGCGCCUACGAGGGCCCACCCUGGCGCUCCUGAUAAGCCUCCCUUCGAGACCCUGGCGGGGUUGUUGGCUGCGCCGAUUGAUAAGCUCAAGGACGCGUUCGCGACUUUCCCGAGUGAAGAGGAGAAGGAGGCUGCGAAGAAUUGA
Molecule: messenger RNA, 594 nt
Organism: Cyclocybe aegerita
Lineage: Eukaryota; Fungi; Basidiomycota; Agaricomycetes; Agaricales; Hemipholiotaceae
Source: the annotation of a GenBank genome assembly